Molecule: messenger RNA, 345 nt
Organism: Protopolystoma xenopodis
Lineage: Eukaryota; Metazoa; Platyhelminthes; Monogenea; Polystomatidea; Polystomatidae
Source: the annotation of a GenBank genome assembly
AUGACUCACCUCGGCACUGUCAACGUACCGUUCAUCCGUGAAUGCGUUCGCCUGGAUGCCUCGGUCUCGCCUCGCCUCGUCUCACCACCUUUGUCGCCUUUGUUGCGCCAGCCUUGGCCCACUCUCUCUGUCUCUCGCGUUCUCGCUCUCUCCUCUCUCCUCUCUUGCUCUCGCCUCGGGCACCCACUCGGUUUUGAUAUUCGACUGGGGUCACACACAAACACAGGCGUCUGUCUCGCGGUCGCGCUUGAUCCUGCCAUUGGGGCGACUACUGGCACUGGUGAUGUGCCGGCCUGGGGCUUCGGCUCAUCCGUUAGUCGACCAGCCGACCAGCCGACCAGUUGA